Bombyx mori (domestic silkworm) is the source of this 1911-nucleotide messenger RNA. Its product is annotated as BRISC and BRCA1-A complex member 1. Gene Ontology annotation, biological process: positive regulation of DNA repair; double-strand break repair; mitotic G2 DNA damage checkpoint signaling. The coding region runs from base 271 to 1119 and encodes 282 amino acids. NCBI's taxonomy places the organism in Eukaryota, Metazoa, Arthropoda, Insecta, Lepidoptera, Bombycidae. The record is from RefSeq and is a predicted model, not a curated record. The transcript is spliced from 3 exons. Gene Ontology annotation, cellular component: nuclear body; BRISC complex; BRCA1-A complex.
GUAUGUACAUUUGUUUUUAAAUGUAUUUUAUAUCGCGGACAAGUGGCUUAUCUAUGAUAAUAAAAACCUGCUCUUAUUUGGACAUUUAAUGUAAAUUUCUAACAAAAAAUCUUCAAAUAGAUAUGUAUAGAAUUUUUCAAUAAUUCGAACAUAAAACUUAGUACCUAUUGGGUUUAAACCGGAACUACAGCUUUGAGUGGUUACGCCAAUAAAGUAAGUACAAGGCUCAGCAUCAUUUUUAAAAGUAUUAUAAUACAUACAUUUCAAAUAAUGGAAAGUCCUGAGACAGUAUCUUCUAGUAACUCACAUGGAGCAUCAGACAGUGAUUCAAGACAAUAUGAAGAUACGUCUGUCCUCGAGAAUGAAGAUGUUAAGGAAAUACAAGAACAAGUUCUUGCAAAUCUAGAGAAGCCUAAUCUGCCAAAUGUAAAUGUACCAGAGAAAAUAAUUGUCUGCUUAGAUGUUUGCUAUGACAAUCCAAAUUCUCUAUACCGUUUUGGUGAUGGCACAACAUUUUCUCCAAUCAAUAUGUUGAAACGAAUACUUGAUUUCUUUUUUCAUACAAAACAUGCAAUCAGCAAGAAAACUGAAUUUGCAUUGAUAACACUUCAAGAUGCAGGUGCAUGUUGGACCCAGAAUUUUACAAGCAAUGUUAAAGAUUUAAUCAGUGCUAUUGAUUAUGCACAUGCUGAAGAAGCUACAUCAGACACUUUUGAUUUUGAAAAAGUAUAUGAACUAAUAAGACAUCAUAUAGAAAUUCCUAUGAUGAAACCUGGAGAAUCCUUACUGCCUCCUCCUUAUAUCGUCAGACUUCUGAUUUUAUAUGGAAGAUCUAAUUGUGUUCCAGUAAUUCCUCAUGAAGACCCAUGUUUCCAAUAUAUAAGAAGUCAGAUAUAUUUUUAUACAGAUAUUCUGUUGGCACAUGAAGAUGAUUGUGCUACGCAUAAAUGUGAUGAAAUAUAUGAUGCAUUACAGGAUCUUGAUAAUGGCUAUUCUUAUGUGUUUGAGGUAUCAAGAAAUGCUACUAAAAUACAUGAUUGUAUUGCAAAAUUGUUAGCACAUCCACUACAGAGGCCCUUGCAAAAAAAUACAGACUAUUCUUUCGGUUCAAGAUACUAGUAUGUAAAAUGUUAAAAACUAUCCUCUUAAGUGUCUAUUUGAAAAGGGUUAUGAAAGUAAAUGAAAAUUUGUAAGGCUAUUAAUAAAUAUUUAUUUUGAUUUGUUAGACAUUCUCUUUCUCUCAUAUUAAAAGAUGAUAUUCCAUAGGACUUUCAGAUUUUAAAUAUACAUACUUCAUUUUAGAGUUGUCAUUCUUCUCACUGCUCAAUGCUUAGUCAUGUUUUUUAUAAACUGAAAUGAAAUUUAAAAUACUGCUAGAUGACUUAAAAUGUAACUAUACAUUCGCACAGCCAUCUUUACCUUACCAAUAGAUAUUUUUUUAUCAUGUGUAUACUAUAAAGUUGAAUAUGCCACUACUGUGCUUUUAGAUUAUAAAGUUGUUAGUAUUCAAAAUGCAAGACAUUUUAGAUACAAUUUUUGAGCAAAGUAAAUUCUAUAAUGAGUAAAUUCUUUUUUUUAAUUUACAAUUUUGGGGCACAAUGUGUCUUACAAUAUGUCUAUGUAAUGUAAAAGAAAUGCAGACUUAAAUUAUAAGCACAGAGAAAAUGCUUUUAUUAAAAAAGUAAUAUACUAACCACAUUUUAAGAGUAAAUAAUACAAAGAUAAACAUAACAUUUAAAUAACUCGUAAAAAUAUUUAUCUAUUUACAAUGAUUAGUAACUGAAAGCAAAGUAGCCCUUUGGAUUUAUGUUCUAUGAUAAGUAAUUCAAAUUUAUGUUAUAAUGGCCAUUAAAUGUAAAUGUUAAAUAUCAAUAUUCUCAGUAUCAAUAAAAAGUUUUGUUUAAACAUUUC